Syngnathus typhle (broad-nosed pipefish) is the source of this 2402-nucleotide messenger RNA. It is a transcript of the gene foxred2, whose product is annotated as FAD-dependent oxidoreductase domain containing 2. The coding region runs from base 156 to 2177 and encodes 673 amino acids. NCBI's taxonomy places the organism in Eukaryota, Metazoa, Chordata, Actinopteri, Syngnathiformes, Syngnathidae. Gene Ontology annotation, molecular function: monooxygenase activity; flavin adenine dinucleotide binding. The record is from RefSeq and is a predicted model, not a curated record. The transcript has 10 exons.
CACUAGUGGACAAAGUGGGCGGUCCUUGCCGAUUUUCAGGAGCGUACGCAUUCUCCAACCAGCGGUUGAAAACUAAAUACAUGAAGAAAUCAUCAGCUUUGAUUCUCUCCUCACCACCGAUGUCGCGUUCAAGUGAUCGACUGUCCUAGAAGGUGAUGGAUUCUAGCCUUCUAUGUUUGAUUCUUUUUAUCCUAAUCGGCGUGACCAAAUGCUUUGGAGGUGAUCAGCUCAAUGGUACUCGCCAUUAUGACUAUUGCAUACUCGGUGCUGGGCCUGCUGGACUGCAGAUGGGAUAUUUCCUCUCCAAAGCCAAAAGAGACUACAUCAUCUUGGAGAGAAACUCCGGACCUGGUAGCUUCUUUCACAAAUACCCUCGGCACAGGAAGCUCAUCAGCAUCAAUAAGAUCCACACAGGACGGCAGAAUGGAGAAUUUAAUCUCCGCCAUGAUUGGAACUCGUUGUUGAGCGAUAAACCGGAGCUCGUGUUCCGGCAAGUAAGCCGGGAGUUUUACCCGCCGGCUGACGCCUUCCCACGAUACUUGUCCAUGUUUGAGACGGAGCUCGGGCUGAAGGUUCAGUAUGGCGUGGAUGUUGGAAGGAUCAGGGCAUCGGUGUCAUCCACCGGAAGAAGUUACGUCCUAACGGAUCAACACGCAAAGGAAUACACAUGCAGCGUCCUUCUGGUUGCCACCGGUUUGUGGGUUCCUCAGGAGGUGGACUUUGUUGGUUCCGACCUGGUCGAGGGCUAUGAAUCGAUUUCCACAAACUCGGAGGACUACAAGAACCAGGCUGUACUGAUUCUCGGCAAAGGGAACUCUGCUUUUGAAACAGCCCAGAGCAUUUUAGGACACGCCAGUCGGGUUCACAUGGUCAGUCGCAGCCCUGUUCGACUGGCCUGGCAAACACAUUACGUUGGAGAUCUCAGGGCUGUGAAUAACGAACUCCUCGACACAUAUCAGCUGAAGUCUCUUGAUGGUUUGGUCGAAGCUAGCCUGGAGCGAAUUGUGAUUGCCCAACAAAAGGAAGAUGGCAGGAGGGAGAAGAAAGGACAGCUUUAUGUGACGAUAAAUAAGUACAUACAAAACCAAUCGGAGAAGAACCAAUCUGAUGUGACAGCCGAAGAUCUGCUCGGGUAUCAUAUCGAUAAUUUCUCCCUGAGGAAACCUUACGAUCGUGUGAUCCGAUGCCUCGGCUUUCGAUUUAAUUUCAGCGUAUUUGACAGCUCUGCCUGCCCACUCACCAGUAAAAAUGCAAAAGGGAGGUUGCCACGGGUGACGGCCUGGUAUGAAGGCCAUGACACGCCAGGUUUGUUUGUGCUGGGAGCUGCUGCUCACUCCAGAGAUUACCGCAAAUCCGCCGGCGGGUUCAUUCAUGGAUUUCGCUAUACAGUGCGGGCCGUGCAUCAUUUGCUUGAGCAACGUUACCAUAGAACGCCAUGGCCAUCGAGAAAAUUGUCGACAACGCAGCUGCUUUCUGCAAUUUUGAAGCGGGUGGGUGAGGCUUCUGGACCCUACCAGAUGUUUGAGAUACUAGGAGAUGUGAUAUUGCUGAGAGGAUCCUUCUGCCAGUACGUGGAGGAAUUCCCACUGCAGGCCUUGCCUCAGUUCUCUUCUCUCUCGGGUCACGAGGUGUCCGAGCAUGGACUGGUGAUUCUAGUGAUGCAGUAUGGGAAAAAGAAGAUUGACUAUCUGGGAGAAGGCAGGGCAGUGACUGACUGGAGGAAAGCUUGGAAAUCCAACUUUCUGCACCCGGUUUUAUACUACUAUGACACGCUCCCCACUGAGGAAGAGAUGAAGAACCGUCCCCAUGGGUGGCCUUUACCAAGGCCGAAGGCGAUUCAUCACAUGGUUGAAGACUUCCUCACUGAGUGGGAUGGCCCCAUAUCUCACAUCCAGCCUUUGAGACGGUUCCUGGAACACUGCGUCAACACUGAUCUCAGAGCCUUCUAUGCAGAAUCGUGUUUCCGCUUAGCGCUCACCCACCGCAUGCCUCCACUGUUUUGCCGCCAUGGAUACUUGAAGGAUCAAGGUGUUUACCGGAAAAAUGAACGGAUGCAUUUGCAUUUCACUCGGUAUUCGCCUGGUGAGCAACAUACAGACAGAUCAGGGGCUGAUGCUGCAUUUCCUAGUUAUCUAGCACAGGUUGGAGCCUCCCAUGUCUUCCAGACUAAAACUUGACCUACCUCCACUCCAUAUAAAUCCAAAUGACACCACUGAUAGUUAUUUUUCCAUAACAGUGUGUCACACCCUAACAUGUGCUUUAUGUCCAGUAGACCUAUGCAAAUAUGAUGAUGGACCCCCACAUUUCCACCAAAGCUGUCAAAAGCCCCAAAUUGUAUUUUUCCUAUCCAAUAAGCUGUCGGGGCGACAUUUAUGAAUGUUAAAUGUGUAUCUGACUGGAAA